Messenger RNA from Toxotes jaculatrix (banded archerfish), 3347 nucleotides. RefSeq names its product carbohydrate (N-acetylglucosamine 6-O) sulfotransferase 7 (gene chst7). The transcript has 2 exons. The coding region runs from base 226 to 1494 and encodes 422 amino acids. Gene Ontology annotation, molecular function: chondroitin 6-sulfotransferase activity; N-acetylglucosamine 6-O-sulfotransferase activity. Gene Ontology annotation, cellular component: Golgi membrane. The record is from RefSeq and is a predicted model, not a curated record. Lineage: Eukaryota; Metazoa; Chordata; Actinopteri; Toxotidae. Gene Ontology annotation, biological process: carbohydrate metabolic process; N-acetylglucosamine metabolic process.
AACUGUAAUUCCACCGAGACGCUUUAAAAACCCGCGUAUGUGGGAACAGGAAGGAGAAAUAAUCUGGUUAUUUUGUCUUUAAUGGGGCGGGGCUAAUCCGCCGCACACUCCUUUCCUCGCGCAUUCACAUAACUUUACUGGAGAGAGCGCGGGGCUCCACAAAACGCUGCGCUGAGCCUUCGGAUAAGAAGCUGGUCACCCCCCCUACCCUCCCGGCCAAAGGAAAUGAAGAGGAGGAUCCAUAAGAAAUACUUGAUUUUGAUUCUGGCAUAUUCAGGUUUACUUCUGCUAAUCCCGUACGUGUUAGAUUACCGGGAUAAAUCCGUUCAACACGCGAACCAUGGGCUGCCGCGGCAACAGUCCAGAUGCCCAGAUUUGGAGAACACAGUGGCGCUGCUGUGGGAUAACGGUUACAAAGUCAACGGCAGCGACACGAUGGAGUACGCCGUCAACAGGAGCCAGUCCCGGAUACACAUCUAUCUGCAUGCCACCUGGAGGACUGGCUCCUCGUUUCUGGGGGAGUUGUUCAACCAGCACCCCGAUGUUUUUUACCUGUACGAGCCGAUGUGGCACAUAUGGCAGGCUCUGUACCCGGGGGAUGCGGGCAGUCUCCAGGGCGCAGUGCGGGACAUGAUGAACGCCCUGUACCGCUGCGACUUCUCCGUCCUCAAACUUUACGCCGGCACGCAGAACAUCACCACCUCGUUCAUUUUUGGCUGGAAAAUGAACAAGGUGAUCUGCUCGGAGCCGCUGUGCGAUGCACACAAGCGGCACGAAAUCGGGCUGGUGAAAGAGGACCAGUGUGCGAAGUGCCAGAAGAGGGACAUUAGGGAGCUGGAGAGGGAGUGCAAAAAAUACCCCGUGAUGGUGAUCAAAGGAGUCCGCGUUUUGGACCUGAGCACGCUGGUUCCUUUGAUGAAAGACCCGGCGAUCAACCUCCAGAUCAUUCAGCUCUUCAGAGACCCGAGGGCCGUGCACAACUCGCGCUUGAAGUCCAAGCAGGCCCUGGUGAAGGAGAGCAUCCAGGUGCUCAGGAGUAAGAAGCAGACCGACAAGUACAAGCGGCUGCUGGUGCCGAGCAACAGGGUGAACCGGGCUGAGAGCUACGUCUCCAGCGCCAUGGAGCUCAUCUGUGACAACUGGCUCAGUGACAUGAUGCUGGUGAUGAACGCACCCCCUUGGGUGAGGAGGAACUACCACCGCAUCCGCUACGAGGACCUGGUCCUGCACCCCAUGGAGGAGCUCCAGAGGCUUUACCGCUUCUCCAACCUCUCCACCUUCCCUGCUUUGGAGAAGUUUGCCCUGAACAUGACGCACGGUCAGGGGUAUUCCUCAGACAAGCCCUUUCUGAUAUCGUCCAGGGACGCGAAGGAGGCUAUAUAUGCGUGGAGGGAGCGGCUCAAUGUGGAGCAGAUAAAUCAGGUGGAGGCCUACUGCAGCGAAGUUAUGAGGCAGCUCGGGUAUCAGAAAAACAGCUUGGACAAAGCGACAUGAGGAUGUGGCAGGAUGAGUCGAUGGGUUAAAGGGGCCUGGUUUUCAGGGCUGAGGGCAAAAGGUGGAAUAAGAAAACAAGCAGCUGGAAUGUGGUCCAGUGGGAGUUCUCAAGCAUCAGUCUCGGGUUGUUUUUCUUCAGCCGAGCCGGGUCGACGAACUGGAGAAAAUCCAAGUGGCAAGAGCAGCCAAUCAGAAACAGAUGAGUUUGAAACAGGAAGAAGGCAGGUUAUUUUUUUAGUGUUACCUGGAUAACACCAGGAAGGGCCCGGGCGUAUAGAAAGAAUGUGGGGGGGGGGAAAUAAACAAGAACAGAGAGAUGGGACUGGUUGGUGCUGCCGUUACGCUGACCAGUCUCUGUCCUCCUGUCCUUUCAGCAGCACUAAUCCCUCCUCAAAUCCUCUGCAGGCGAGGGCCAUAAAAAGCCCAAGAAGGGUCCUUCUCUGGAGACGACUGCCAGGGUCCAGGGUGGCAGCUCUCACCUGCGUGACUUAUCCGUCCAGCCUAGGACUCAGUGUGGCAGUAAUCUCGGGCGUUACUGACACUUAACAGCAGUUUGCUCACUAACAGUGCUAAUGUAGAGGUUUGAAAGGAGAAACUACAGUAUUUUCUGGAAAAGAGGCCGGGCUCAGGGACGGCUGUUCCACCCCCGGCCCCUCAGGAAUCCAGACAGCUGCAGCGCCCCACUGACAAAACACUCACAUGGGUGUGAAAUUGUUGAAUAUCCCAUGGACGUGUCUUGGAGAUCUGCCUCUGUCUUUUGCCAAUGAUCUUGUCACAAACACAAAACACGGUACGGAUUCAGAUUGUAUAGCAUUCUUACUGUUUAUAGUUUUUGUCUAAAAUAUUGUAAAAUGCUGUAAUAUCCCUCUGGUUAAGGAAGUGUUGAGGAGGGGUAAAAUACUUACCAGCAUCCAUGUGUUCAACUUUAGAAGUUGGUUCUGUAAUAAUUGUUCUGGGUGGAAUACCUGAAACCUUCUAGUGAAAGACAGAAAUAACUUUUAGACUAUUUAAACUUUAAACUGUAAUAAAGUUAGUAAAACUAGAAAAGUGUCUCUUGUAGAAAAUAGGUGUGAGUUCUGUUCGGACUGAAGCUGAUUGCUGUGAUUUUUCAUUAUAGAUCCAGAACAUGCAUAUCAUCAUAAUGAGCUUACAGGUGAUCAGUGUGCUUUCGUGGGCAUUUUCCUAAUUGGAAUGGAGCUGAGUCAGACAGAAUGGGCCUCCAUGGAUUAAAUGUAAUAUGUGACCCAUGAUCAGGACCCGAUAGACUUUAAUCCAGUACAAACUCCAACUGUUCAUGUCCUCAGAAUGAAUUCAUGUACGACUGAUCAGUGGGAUAUAAUCAGCAUUUUGAAUUCAGUCAGUGGAGUUUGUUCUUUGGCUGCAAUAGAAAUAUAAUAGAUAACUGUGGGGAUUGUGUUCAAAUAUGAAAAACUCAUGAAGUCUAACAGUUAUCGAUAAGAAAAGCCAUGUGGAGCAUCAAUAGAUAUUUACACACAAUCUGACACAUGAAUUGUCUUGGUUGGAUUAAAACUAGGAGUUAACAAAGAGCAGAAGUGUCAUUAAAAAGAUGCGAAAGCUCAUCAAACGUAAUUGUAUUCAGGUUUUACAGAAAUGCAGGAAACUGCGUGGAAUUAUGCAGAUAUCAGUACAUUAAAAGGCAAGUGAAGAAUAAACAGUUUGACUUACAGGUCAACAAAAAAACAAGAAAAUAAGGAAACCUCUGACGGCUUCAUAGCACAAAGCAAAACAAACUGGGUGGCUGAUCAUUUUUAUUAACAUGUUGACAUGCAAGCCAUGGCAGGUACGUCCUGGCAGCCAGCUGCUACUACGAACAACAGGUCCACAUACUGACA